Theobroma cacao (cacao) is the source of this 1721-nucleotide messenger RNA. NCBI's taxonomy places the organism in Eukaryota, Viridiplantae, Streptophyta, Magnoliopsida, Malvales, Malvaceae. The record is from RefSeq and is a predicted model, not a curated record.
GAUACUCGUUCUUCUCUACUGAAUACACGGAUUUCUGUUAAUAUACCUUAUCAACAAGGGAAAAGAAAAAGAAGAUUAAUUAUAAACUACAAAGAAAAAGGUGUUUCUGUUACCCAAUAGUGAUCUAACCAAGAGAAAGAUGAAGAAAGAGGUGGCGCUUGCAGUAGUGACCACGACAGCUGCAACAGUUGUGGUGGUGGUGACUCUGGUGAGGCAAUAUUGGAAGCAAAAAAAGGACCGACAAUGGAAGAAAUGUCAACAAAUUAUCCGUAUAUUUGCAAGGGAAUGUGCAACUCCGGUCCCCAAGUUAUGGGAAGUGGCUAAUGCCAUGGUAUCUGAUAUGGAAGCCUCACUUUCUUCAGAUGAAGCAAGAAGUUGCCUCAACAUGCUUGUUUCCUACGUCUCUCCUCUUCCCACGGGGAAUGAGCAGGGAAUGUAUUAUGGGGUGAACUUGAGAGGAACGGAUUUUUUGAUGGUGUGUGCGAGGCUUGGAGGCAAAAAUGAGCCUAUUUCUGAUUUCUAUAAAGAGGAGAUUUCUCUUCCCUCAAAUGUCAUGCUGGGAACUUCACAGGAAUUAUACGAUAUCAUAGCCGUGGAGCUAUCAAAAUUUAUCUCGGCUCAUCCCGAGAACAAUGAUGAAACAGCAGCAAAUGACAAGAAACUGGGGUUUACCUUGUCAUAUGCAGCGAACCAAGCUGCAGCCACCUCUGGCGCUGCUAUUAAAUGGAAAAAUUUCUCUGCUGACGACAUAGUUAAGGGAGGAAAGGAACUGGUUAGCGAAAUCAAUCAAGAUCUGGAAAAACACGGCGUAAAUAUGCGUGUUCAUGCAUUAGUUGAUGACACUGUUGGAGAUUUAGCUGGUGCUAGAUACUAUAAUAAGGAAAGUGUGGCUGCAAUUUGCUUAGGAAUGGGCACAAAUGCUGCUUACGUAGAUACAGCCCAAUCAGGCCCCAUAUGGCGCGGCUCAUUAUUGCCAAAUUCAGGCGAGAUAGUUAUUAGCAUCGAAUGGGGAAACUUCAAUUCCUGCCAACUUCCUAUAACUCAGUUUGAUGCUUCUUUAGAUGCUGAAAGUUCGAAUCCUGGUAGCCGGAUCUUCGAAAAGCUGAUUUCAGGAAUGUAUUUGGGAGAAAUUGUAAGAAGAGUUUUAGCUAAGAUGGCAAAGGAAACGGCCCUGUUUGGUGAAACUGUACCUCCAAAACUUCUGAUUCCCUACCUGCUAAGACCGCCAGAUAUGGCUGCAAUGCAUCAAGAUACAUCAGAAGAUCGUGAAGUUGUGCAUGAAAAACUCAAGGAAAUAUUUGGGAUCACCAAUUCUACAGAAAUGGCAAGAGAAAUUGUUGCAGAGGUAUGUGACAUCGUAACAGAACGCGGAGCCCGUCUGGCUGGAGCAGGCAUUGUGGCCAUUACAAAGAAGCUUGGGAGAAUAGCCAACAGAAGGAGUGUUAUUACAAUAGAAGGCGGGCUUUAUGAGCACUACAGAAUCUUCAGAAAUUAUCUUCACAGCAGUGUUUGGGAAAUGCUUGGGGAUGAGCUCUCAGGCAACAUAAUAAUUGAACAUGCUCAUGGUGGCUCUGGAGCUGGUGCUCUGUUUCUUGCUGCUUCUCAGAAUCCCGACUCCUGAUUCCUAAUGCAAUUAUACCUGAUUUUCUCAGUGUACAUGUUUUCUAAGCAUGCAAAAAACAGUAGUUCCUUUUGGUGCGUAAUUGUUCUUUUUCACUUUU